AUGGAGAAUAAGCCCCCAUGGACAAAAGCCAAGUCUUCAAAGUUUGCUGAGGCAAGACGUCAAAGGGCCAGGCCCGAGGCGAUAAUUGUAAAGAUAGCAGAAAUCAAAAUGUAUGCCGAGGUCCUGGCCCUGAUGAAGAGGGUCAAUGUGUUUAAGCUCGGGGCAGGCGUGGGGUCAAACAGGGAGACGAGAUCAGGUAGUGUACUUGUCAAGUUGAGAGACACCACAACUAACUGCCGCGAUGCAUUCACCGAUGCGCUAAAAAACGCUGUGGCAGGCGCUGGUGGCGUGAGAACCCUUUCCCCGCGUUUGACAUACGAGAUUAGAGACGUUGACCCUACCGUGACAGAGCAGGACGUGCAGGCUGCACUUAGGCGCUGUUUUGAGGAAGAGAAGGCUCCUGUCAUGGCGGUGCGGCUGUUGUCUGGCACUGUCAGAGGAAAUCAGGUUACCUACGUUGAGGCACCUGCGACGGAAACUACGAUCCUGAAUAAGAUGGAUCACAUGAGGCUGAGCUGGGUCAACUGCAGGAUACGGCUUAAGUCUACAGUUGAGUGCUUCUUUAAGUGCCUGAGCUUUGGCCACAUUGCCAGGCAGUGUGGUGAGCCUGACAGGACCGGAGUGGGCUGGAGGUACGAUGGAAGGAACCACGUAGUACGGAACUACUCCAAAAAAGAAGUGAGCUGUUACCUUGUGAAUGCGUCAUCCCUAAACCGGACACCAAAUUCGCCGCUGGGACUGCCGGGUAUCAAGGAAACCUUGAUAGGACCAUACUUGCGCAUUAACCUGCUGGACCAGCUUGCACGUGUCUGGGGUGUGGACUUGCUCUUUAAAAAUAAGCCGUCCCACACGUCACUGGGCCAGGGCUGGUACUACGACAGGAUGAAAUGCGCGGCCAGUCUGAUCCGCAGCGAUAGGCUCUCCAUAUCCGAUACCGGAGGCAGAGACGGUAUCAUGUGGAUCAGGUGUGAAAGGCGGCUUGCCAAACUCGAGGAUGCUGUUCACGUGUGUGGGGCAAAUGGUAACGUGGUCCUGGUCGGCGACUACAACUUCAAGGCCAUCGCUUGGAGGGAGCCAAGAACCGACUCCAGGGGGCAGGCGGUGAUAGAGUUUGCCGCAAGGCUAGAUCUCAUCGUCAUGAAUUCUGGUAGUUCAGCAACGUUCAGGCAGCCAAGUGACCGGGGCACGAUCAUCGAUCUUACGCUAAUAUCAUCACAAAUGGUGGCGUGGGUGUCUGACUGGCAAGUCCUGAAGAACUACACGGCAAGUAAUCACCAGUAUCUCAGCUUUGAAGCCAUGGUAAGUGCGCCCCCUCCUAUUGAUUUGAGCAAGAUCUUAAAUACGGCAGAGGUCGAGGCACUCAUAAGUGGCACUAUGAGACGGGUCAAGGAAUGGUGCAACGCGUGUAUGCCUAAAAGGUUUGCCAGAAAGGGUCAACGUUCGUGCUACUGGUGGACCAAAGAAAUCGCUUACUUGCACGGGGAGGCGCAGCAUCUACAACGUCUUUCACAGCGACACAGAACUUGCGAAGAUGUCGAGGUAGCUGUUGCCGCAUACAGGAACGCAAAAAAGGCCUUGGUGAGGGCGAUCAAGGUAAGCAAGAACCGUCGCUGGCACAAACUCAUUGCUGAGACGGCGAUCUCCUGCUUUUUUCCAGAGCAUCCUGAUAAGAGGUGGAAGGACAUGAAAACAGGCCAAGUGUCUCUCUUUACCCUAAAUGAAUUGAGGUCAGUGGCAUCGAAGACGCUAGGCCAAAAGGCCUCUGGCCCGGACAGGGUGCCGUCUGAAGUCCUCAAGGUCGUAGCUGUGGAGAAACCGAACUUUUUGCUGGACAUGUUUAAUGCGUGCCUGGGCGCUGGACUGUUCAGCGACCAUUGGAAGAUCUAA
Copidosoma floridanum is the source of this 1887-nucleotide messenger RNA. RefSeq lists its product as uncharacterized. Gene Ontology annotation, molecular function: catalytic activity. NCBI's taxonomy places the organism in Eukaryota, Metazoa, Arthropoda, Insecta, Hymenoptera, Encyrtidae. The record is from RefSeq and is a predicted model, not a curated record.